AUGGAAGGAAAAGAGAAUCCCAUGCAGAGGAUAAAGUUAGAGAAAAUAUGUUUGAAUAUUUGCACAGGAAAGAACGAUGAUUCACUGAACAAGGCAGCCAAAGUGCUAGAGCAGCUGACCGGACAGUCUCCUGUUUUCAGCAAAGCCAAGAUCACUCUGAGAGCCUUCGGUAUUCGUAGAAACGAAAAGAUCGCCACGCACGUGGUUGUGAGAGGAGAGAAGGCAAUGGAGGUGCUUGCAGCCGGGCUAAGAGUCAAGGAGUACGAGCUUCCAUACACGUGUUUCUCAAACACCGGGACUUUCGGGUUUGGAAUCCAAGAGCACAUUGAUCUCGGAAUCAAGUACGACACAAACAUCGGUAUUUUCGGAAUGGACUUCAGCGUGGUCCUUACAAAGCCAGGGAAGAGAGUCAGCCAGAGAAAGAAGUGCAGAGCAAAGGUCGGUAAAAAGCAGAGAGUAACAAAAGAAGAGGCAAUUGAUUGGUUUAGAAGCAAGUUUGACGGAAAUGUUAUGGUGGAAAAGACUGCUGAUAAUUAA
Molecule: messenger RNA, 537 nt
Organism: Nematocida minor
Lineage: Eukaryota; Fungi; Microsporidia
Product: large subunit ribosomal protein L11e
Exons: 1
Coding region: 1-537 (178 amino acids)
Biological process (GO): translation
Cellular component (GO): ribosome; cytosolic large ribosomal subunit
Molecular function (GO): RNA binding; structural constituent of ribosome
Source: RefSeq, a predicted model, not a curated record